CCACUGACAUCACUGGGAGAGGCGCCAAAGGAAGUGACGUGAAGCGGCGGUGCGGCCUGGGGAUUGCUGACCGAACGUGGGCUGUUAUGUCGGCUUUGACGCGUCUAGCGCCUUUAGCGCGCGUUGGAGGCCACUUCUUCAGGGGCCUACGCGCGCGGGCGGCUGGAGGCGCUGGAGUCCGUCAUGCUGGUGGAGGUGUGCAUAUCGAGCCCCAGUACAGGCAGUUUCCCCAGCUGACCAGAUCCCAGGUGAUCAAGGCAGAGUUCUUCAGUGCAACCAUGUGGUUCUGGAUUCUCUGGCGCUUUUGGCAUGACUCAGAUGCCGUGCUGGGUCACUUUCCAUAUCCAGAUCCUUCUCAGUGGACGGAUGAAGAAUUAGGUAUCCUUCCUGAUGAUGAAGACUGAAAAUGUAGACUCAACUCUUUCCAAGAGCCAGGUGUUAGAGUGGGCAUAAUGGCAACAAAAGCUAAGUGGAACAGUUUCACCCUCCCCACUGCCAGCUCCAGCAGUCCUGAGCCUGUUGCACAGGGUGUCUGAGGCUCUCCUUGGUUUUGUGUUUACUCACCUGUGUAGGAGUGUGCUGUCUCACCUGAUAAAUAUUUAUGGUCUUUAAAAGACCGUUAGA
Molecule: messenger RNA, 624 nt
Organism: Aethalodelphis obliquidens (Pacific white-sided dolphin)
Lineage: Eukaryota; Metazoa; Chordata; Mammalia; Artiodactyla; Delphinidae
Gene: NDUFB2
Product: NADH:ubiquinone oxidoreductase subunit B2
Exons: 5
Coding region: 87-404 (105 amino acids)
Biological process (GO): mitochondrial respiratory chain complex I assembly
Cellular component (GO): mitochondrial inner membrane; respiratory chain complex I
Source: RefSeq, a predicted model, not a curated record